AUGCGCCUCCUCGCUGGCCUGCUCUGCUGCGCCCCCGCCGUUGCUGCCCUCAAGUGUGCCGCCGACUACUCGCCCUGCUUCGCCGCUGGCACCGACCGGAAUGCCGUCCCGCCGUCCGUGGGUCCGGACAUGGCCGGCCUGUAUACCGAUCUUGUUGCCAGCGUGGAGGGCCACUCGCUCGAGCGCCGCGACGACAGUGACAAAGGCAGUCUGUGCUGCCGCUCGAGCAUGAAAUGUUUACUGCUGCGCAACCGCAAGCUUUCCUUCUGCUGGGACCGCUUCACCACCAACUACUACCUCCUCGACGGCUCCUACGGCUCCAUCACCACCGGCAUCUACAACGCCCCCUCGCGUGACACCGUGGACCUCAUUCGUGGCAACUUCACUCGCGCUGACGGCGCCACAGGAGACAUCUACGCCGCUGCCCCCCAGGACCGUCCCAACCUGUCCUCCCUCCGCCUCCCCAAGCCCUUCACCGCCAAGGGUGAGGGCACCGCUAUUCCGGGCAGCGAGCUCGGCGCACCCCCCGGCGCUAUCACCGCUUCUGCCUCUGGCGCCUCCCCCACCACGCCGGGCGCUGAAAGAACCGUGACCGCCACAGUUACCAAUCCCGCUGCCUCCGCCUCCAAGACGGGCGGUGCCGUUGCCCUGGUGAACCCGUCGGCCGCCCUCACGCUAUUAAUGGGCUCUCUCCUAGCCGUCUUGGCAGUGUAG
Molecule: messenger RNA, 714 nt
Organism: Ophidiomyces ophidiicola
Lineage: Eukaryota; Fungi; Ascomycota; Eurotiomycetes; Onygenales; Onygenaceae
Exons: 3
Coding region: 1-714 (237 amino acids)
Source: RefSeq, a predicted model, not a curated record